AUGUUAAAUAAUUUUUCUGUUAUUGCCGAAACUCCUGGCUUAAGCAGCAUGCAACAACAACAACAAGGCCGACUCAGGCUGAGGCCGUGGCUGGAGGAACAGAUUCAGUCUGGGAGAUAUCCAGGAGUCAGCUGGCUGGACCAGUCCGAACGAAUCUUCCAAAUCCCAUGGAAACAUGCUGCUCGUCAUGGUUGGAGUAUUGAGCGAGAUGCUACCCUUUUCAGGAGCUGGGCUAUGCACACUGGACGGUACCGUCCAGGCAAAGACAAGCCAGAUCCAAAGACAUGGAAAGCAAAUUUCCGCUGUGCUUUGAAUUCUCUGCCUGACAUCUGUGAGCUGCGUGAACACAGCAGGAAGAGAGGCAGUAAUGCCUAUAGAGUGUACAGGAUGCUGCCCAAUUCCCAAACACAGAAACGCAGAAGAGGGCUGCGGUUAUUCGACAGACCCAGAGAAGGACAGGCCAGUUUAGGAGAAUGCAUGCCUGAUGGUACACACAACACACAAAUUUGGCAAGUCACAACAAUGAGACCCAUUUCAGAAACACAGCAGGAGGUGGAGCCUGUUGCAGAAGACACAUUUACCAACGUUCAAAGACAGGGGAUGUGGGAUGCCAAAUCAACGGACCAGGAACAGAGUGAAGCUGUCUUUAAGCUGAUGGACCACUUAAGCAACACUGACCUCUGGAACCAGGCCGCGGAACAGAGAGGGUGGAGAACGCACAGUCUAUGGAACCACUGGCACUGUCCUGGUGAUGAUAAUCCAUAUCCUCUGCACACAGAGAACUGCAGCGAUCUAUUUGGUCCAAACUACAUCAAGGAACUCUCUGACUGGUCCACACAUCAGCAACCACUGAUGCCGUAG
Archocentrus centrarchus (flier cichlid) is the source of this 861-nucleotide messenger RNA. RefSeq lists its product as uncharacterized. Bases 1 to 861 code for a protein of 286 amino acids. Gene Ontology annotation, biological process: immune system process; regulation of transcription by RNA polymerase II. Lineage: Eukaryota; Metazoa; Chordata; Actinopteri; Cichliformes; Cichlidae. Gene Ontology annotation, cellular component: nucleus. The transcript is spliced from 8 exons. Gene Ontology annotation, molecular function: RNA polymerase II cis-regulatory region sequence-specific DNA binding; DNA-binding transcription factor activity, RNA polymerase II-specific. The record is from RefSeq and is a predicted model, not a curated record.